UCUCCACGGAGGAGUUGCAGUGAGGAUGGUGGGGAGAUAAAACAGGAUAAAUGCAAGGAGAGAGGAGGGCUAGUAACAAUAAUGGGGGCAAUGAAUAAAGGAUGGAAAUAACAAGAAGAAGCUAAAAAGAAGGAAAACGAAAAAGAGGGAGGGAGAGUGACAGCGUACGCCAGGCACCACCUCACACAAGCGCAGCGCAUGAGAUGAGACCUUCUUUCUCUCUCUUCUGCAAGCAGCAGCAGAGGGCUCUGAAGACGUACUAGCAUGUAUUUAGGCGCCACAAAGAUGUGACUGAACGACAGCCCGGCACUCGUCCUCUUUUCCGAAUGGGAAAAGGAAGAUAGAGAGACUGAAGUGGGGAGCAUUUCUGUGGCCGUAGCGGUGUUGAGGUGGGACGGGAUAUGUGGACUCGGGUUGGGAGUCUCGGGAGGUCUUCUGUUCGGCAAUGAGGUAAGGAGAAGAAGCAGCAGAAGGAGAAGAAGAAGAUAAUGGCGCGUUCCUACGGGAGGAUGGAGAAGGGAGUUGGUCUCAUGCUGGUGGUGUUUGCUUUUGCGACGCUUGGCUCAGUUCUUGCUGUUUCAAACGACAGUAAGACACUCUUAGUGAUCAAAAAAUCAUUUCGAGAUGCUGAUAAUGUGUUGUAUGACUGGACGGAUGCAUCAUCGGCUGACUUUUGCUCAUGGAGGGGUAUAACUUGUGAUAAUGCUACAUUCGAAGUUAUUGCCCUUAACCUUUCGAGCUUGAAUCUCUAUGGGGAAAUUUCACCAUCCAUCGGAGAGCUCAAAAGCCUUAGCUCAAUCGAUCUAAGGGGAAAUUAUCUCUCAGGACAAAUUCCAGAUGAAAUUGGGGAUUGUUCUUCACUGAAGCACUUGGAUUUAUCUUCCAAUCAGAUCUAUGGUGAUAUCCCAUACUCAGUUUCAAAACUGAAGCAAUUAGAGAACCUGAUCCUCAAAAACAAUCUACUGGCAGGACCUAUACCUUCAACGCUGUCACAGAUUCCUAAUCUGAAAAUAUUGGAUCUAGCACAAAAUAACUUAACUGGGGAAAUACCACGACUUAUUUAUUGGAAUGAAGUUUUGCAAUACUUGGGAUUGCGAGAGAACAGAUUAGUUGGGACUCUUUCAGCUGAUAUCUGCCAAUUGACGGGGUUGUGGUACUUUGACGUGAGAAACAAUAGCUUAACAGGAAGUAUCCCUCAGAACAUUGGAAAUUGCACCACCUUCCAAGUAUUGGACCUGUCAUACAACCAACUGGUUGGAGAGAUUCCAUUCAACAUAGGCUUUCUCCAAGUUGCCACUCUGUCACUUCAGGGCAACAGAUUGAGUGGGGAGAUUCCAUCAGUAAUUGGCUUGAUGCAGGCUCUUGCUGUUCUGGACUUGAGCUGCAAUCUUUUGACUGGCCCUAUUCCUCCAAUACUCGGAAACUUGACUUACACUGAGAAACUGUAUUUGCAUGGAAACAAGUUGACGGGUUCCAUUCCUCCUGAGUUAGGGAACAUGACAAAGCUUCACUAUCUCGAGUUACAUGAUAAUAAACUUUCUGGUCUUGUUCCACCUGAACUUGGAAAGCUCACUGACUUGUAUAACCUAAACCUGGCUAACAACAAUCUUGAAGGGCCCAUUCCGGGUAAUAUCAGUUUCUGUGUGAACCUGAAUAGCUUCAAUGUGCAUAACAACCGAUUGAAUGGAACCAUACCGGCUGCAUUUCAACGGCUUGAAACUAUGUCAUACUUGAAUUUAUCAUCAAACAAUCUUCAGGGUGUCAUUCCUGUCGAGCUAUCUCGGAUGGGUAAUCUGGACACGUUGGAUAUUUCUGAUAACAAGAUCACUGGCUCCAUUCCACCGUCCAUUGGAGAUUUGGAGCACCUCCUCAAAUUGAAGCUAAGCAGAAAUUUUCUGGAUGGUCAGAUUCCAGCUGAGUUUGGGAAUUUAAGAAGUAUCAUGGAUAUAGACCUGUCAACUAAUCAUCUGUCAGGUUCAAUUCCUCGAGAGUUAGGCCAGCUGCAGAAUCUGAUUUCUUUGAGGCUUGAAAACAAUAACCUGACCGGUGAUAUCUUUGCAUUAACUGGUUGCUUCAGUUUGACGUUCCUAAACGUAUCCAAUAAUAACCUUGUUGGUGAUAUUCCUACAAGCAACAACUUUUCAAGGUUUCCGCCUGCCAGCUUUUUAGGUAACCCUGGACUUUGUGGUUAUUGGACCGGUUCGUUAUGUCAUGCGUCUCAUUCUUCUAUAAGAGCUCCAAUAUCUAAAGCUGCAAUUCUGGGGAUCGCACUGGGUUCACUUGUUAUACUCCUAAUGAUCUUACUGGCUGCUUGUCGGCCUUACAAGCCACAGUCUUUUUCCGAGAACUCUGAAAGCAAACCAGUUGCAGUUUCUACCAACCCCAAAUUGGUCAUUCUUCACAUGAAUAUGGCGCUUCAUGUGUAUGAGGACAUCAUGAGGAUGACAGAGAAUUUGAGUGAGAAGUAUAUAAUAGGGUAUGGUGCAUCUAGCACAGUAUACAAAUGCGUGCUCAAAAACUGUAAGCCGGUGGCGAUCAAGAGGAUGUAUUCCCACUACCCUCAAAGCGUGAAGGAAUUUGAAACGGAGUUGGAAACGGUGGGCAGCAUCAAACACAGGAACCUUGUGAGCCUACAGGGUUAUUCUCUCUCACCCUAUGGCCACCUCCUAUUUUACGAUUACAUGGAGAACGGGAGCCUCUGGGAUCUUCUGCAUGGUUCUUCCAUGAAAAAGAAGAGGUUGGACUGGCUAACCCGGCUACAUAUUGCGCUUGGUUCUGCUCAAGGACUUUCUUAUCUCCACCAUGACUGCAACCCCAGGAUAGUUCACAGGGAUGUGAAGUCAUCCAAUAUUCUCUUGGACAAGGAUUUUGAAGCCCAUCUUACUGAUUUUGGCAUUGCCAAGAGCCUCUGCAUUUCCAAGACUCACACAUCUACUUAUGUCAUGGGCACGAUCGGAUAUAUUGACCCAGAGUAUGCACGGACAUCACGCCUUACCGAGAAAUCAGACGUCUACAGCUUCGGCAUUGUUUUGCUUGAGCUUCUCACUGGCAUGAAGGCUGUGGACAACGACUCCAAUCUGCAUCAAUUGAUUCUUUCAAAGGCUGCAAACAACACAGUCAUGGAAACGCUCGAUUCUGAAAUCUCCUCGACGUGCGACGACCUGAGCAUCGUGAAGAAGGUUUUCCAGCUCGCCCUGCUGUGCACCAAGAAGCAGUCCUCGGACAGGCCUACCAUGCACGAGGUGGCCCGAGUGCUGGGCUGCCUCGCCAAUGCGGCAACAUACACCAAGGAGCAACAGCAACAACAGCAGAGCCUAACAGGGCAUGUAGCACCGCAGUGGUCGACUCCAUCCACCACGGGCUACAAGAGCUACGUGGACGAGUACACCAACCUAAGCAAGGCUGACAUGCUGGCUUGUGCGACGAGCAUGAGCACCUCAGACGGCCAUCUCUUCCUCAAAUUUGGUGAAGUCAUCUCACAGAACAGCACGUGACGGACUUCACAAAGAACAUAUUCUCGUUUCAUUUCAUGGAUGCUGUUCACUGAGAAGUAUGGGAACGGAGCUUUGUUUUGGGUAGUGCAAUCAUGUAUAUGAAAGAGAAUCUAGUGAUAGAGAAAGCAAGGAGGUUGGUGAAAAGGUGGCUAAAGCUUUUUGAUGUGCUUCCCUUUGGUCAUGAUCUCUACUGUAAUUUGCUGAUGGGUCCAUGGAGGCCCAUGUGUAUUAUUAAAGAGAUGACGUGUUUUUGGUC
This is a messenger RNA of Nymphaea colorata (pocket water lily), 3750 nucleotides long. Its product is annotated as LRR receptor-like serine/threonine-protein kinase ERECTA. NCBI's taxonomy places the organism in Eukaryota, Viridiplantae, Streptophyta, Magnoliopsida, Nymphaeales, Nymphaeaceae. The coding region runs from base 489 to 3494 and encodes 1001 amino acids. Gene Ontology annotation, cellular component: plasma membrane. The transcript has 28 exons. Gene Ontology annotation, biological process: protein phosphorylation; hormone-mediated signaling pathway. The record is from RefSeq and is a predicted model, not a curated record. Gene Ontology annotation, molecular function: ATP binding; protein binding; protein kinase activity.